This is a messenger RNA of Paramecium octaurelia, 260 nucleotides long. The record is from the annotation of a GenBank genome assembly. NCBI's taxonomy places the organism in Eukaryota, Ciliophora, Oligohymenophorea, Peniculida, Parameciidae.
AUGAUUAUAGGAAUUGAAUGUUCCUUUUUGCUUGUCUAUCAUGUAAGUAUUUGUGAAUAAUUUAAGGCAUAAGUAAAGUUCCCUCUUUUGGAUAGAUAGGUUUCGUACUAUUAUUUUUGUAGAGUUGUUAGAUUUAUAUUAAUUAGCGAGUGAUUUGGUUGAUUACAUUGUUAUGGGAUUUUGUGAUAAAGAAGAAAAAUUCUAUAUCAAAAAAAUUGAUUCUUCUCUUGAUCUAAGUUUAUUUUGCCUAAUUCAUAUGA